AUGACAAUGUACCAUUUUGUGUAUGUUCUAAAAUUCUUUGGCGUCACUCUGGAUAGGAGGGACGAGUUCUCCGAAGAGGCUGAAGUCGUCCGAGAUAUGGGUCUAAUCACGGUCUGUUGCAAGUGGAUCUGGGAGACCUUCAUGGCUUCGUACAACACUGCGAGAGCAGCUAAGCCAAAGCAUGUUGCCACCAGACCCCAUAUUGUAUCAACAUUGUAUCCCGGAAACAAAAAGCUACCCAAAUCUGUGCCAAACCAGUACCACAUAUGCAUCUGCAACGUUGUAUAAGUAGAUACAAGUGAUUUUAUAGAGAGCAUGCAGCGCAUAAAAGAAACGUCAAGAAUUAAAGCUGUACGGACCUUGAUUACCUCAAUUCCUUUUCAUACACCCUCGAUUGAGCCUGACAAGGUAACAAUAGUAAUACUGAGUCAAAAGGAAGGCUACAAUGCGGCCUAUGCUGAUUACUUGAAGGAAAACAUCUAUGAACAAGCUGAUGCCCUUGAAAAAGAAUUGCCUCACGUUGUAUUGUCCCAUAAGCUUAAUAUUAAAGGUUCCUGGACAAUAGUUCCACUAUUGAGUUAUUUGAGAGGUAAAUUUCCAGAUGUGGAAUGGUUCUUCUUUUGUUUAGAAAAUACUGUGAUUCGAUUAGAGAAGCUAUUGGAUAUUCUUGGAAAAUUUAGUUCUUCUCAGGAUGUGUGGAUGGGAUUUGCGCUUUAUGACCGUGAACCUACUAUUAUUCAUCACUUUGCACAGCACACUAAAAAAUUUAAGUAUCCACACAUUGCGUCUGGAUUUGCUAUGAGUGCUACGUUAUUAAAUAGUUUAUCUAAACAAGUAUAUGCGGGCAAGGAACUGAAGGCAGAUUUUUCUAUCGACGUAUCAUAUGAAUUUGCAACAUUUGUCUUAAAUAGUACUAAUGUGAAGUUGACUCAUGUGUCUAAACUAUGCGUUGUAUCUGCUACCGAUUGUGCCACGUAUCCCCGAUUCUUCCAUUCUUGUAGUUCUUCUGUAACUCCAGAAAAUAUUUAUUUUGCUGUUAAGACUUGCGCCAAAUUUCAUUUAAACCGAAUCCCAGUAAUUAAAGAGUCGUGGGCCAAAUACGAUUUGAACAUUGGAUAUUUUAGUGAUGCAGCUGACAAAAAUUUACGGGAAGCAUACAUCGUUCCAAACACUACUGAAGGACAUUGCGCUAAAACUUAUGCUAUCUUGCAAAAAGCCAGCAAAAUACUAAAACGACGCAAUUUCAAUUGGCUUGCCAUUGUCGAUGAUGACACUAUAUUCAGUGUGGUACGUUUAUUGAACUUACUCACGUGCUACAAUCCUAAGCACUCAGUCGCAAUCGGUGAACGUUACGGCUUUCGUAUGUGGGAUAGACAUCACGGCUAUCAAUACUUAACUGGCGGUGCAGGGGUUGUGUUAUCGGCUCCUUUAGUUCAUCUGAUGGUGGAACCAGGCGUAUGUACUUGCCCAUCUGCGACUACUCCCGAUGAUAUGCAUCUAUUUGGACUUUGUUUGUUGCGACUUAAAGUAGAAGGCGUACAUUCUCCAAUGUUUCAUCAGGCACAACCUAUAGACUACCCUAAUGCUCAUUUGGCAUCUCAAGAACCUAUAUCAUUUCACAGAUUCUGGUCAGUUGAUCCUAAAGCUGUAUACAGUGACUGGUUUGCAGAAGUAGAUAAAGUCUUACCACUUCGUGUCACAUCAAAACAUACAGAAUUAUAA
Molecule: messenger RNA, 1722 nt
Organism: Cyphomyrmex costatus
Lineage: Eukaryota; Metazoa; Arthropoda; Insecta; Hymenoptera; Formicidae
Product: beta-1,3-glucosyltransferase
Cellular component (GO): membrane
Molecular function (GO): glycosyltransferase activity
Source: RefSeq, a predicted model, not a curated record